AUGGAAGAGCUUAUUUGUCCGUAAUGCCGUAAUAUAUUCAAUGAAUUCGAGAAUAUUCCUUUAAUGUUACCUGAUUGUGGACAUACGAUCUGUUAAAAAUGCAUAAAAUAGAUGUUGAUGAGUGCUGAUGGUUAGCAGAUAUGUUGUCCUGAGGAUAAGUAAUUCUGACAAUGAGAUAUAUAAAGUAUUCUUGCAAAGGGGAAGACACAUAUAACAGAGUUUCCAAAGAAUUGCUAACUUUUAAAAAUGGUUGUGAAGUAAAGACCAUCAAUAGAUCAUCCAGAAUAUUAGUUACAUUUGAAUAAUUUGGCUUAAGAGAAGAUUGAAUUAUGUGCAGAACAUUUGGAGAAGUUAGAGAUAGUAUGUUUGACUGAUAAGAUUCGAAUAUGUACUAAAUGUGCUUUAUUUGGUAAUCACAGACAUCACGAGGUUCGUUCAGUUGAUGAUGUAGUUAGAGAGAUUGCUUCGAAAGCUGAGAAUAUCAUGUAGACUUAUUAGAAAAUCUUGGAUAAAUAAUAAGAGUUGACAGAAUCUAAGUUUUAUGAGUCAUUGAAUGAAAAAUAUUAGAUUAUGUUGUAAGAAAGUCAAAUGGCAGUAAGAGAGAAAUUUAAAGAAUUGCAUAAUCAGUUGGAUAUUAAAGAGAAUAAAUUAUUGGAAUAAUUGAAUGGUUUAACAUAAACUUUGGAAUAACAAACUAAAAGAUAGAUCAAGGAUUAAAUUUAAUAAAGUUUAUAAUAAGCAGAAUUAUGGAAGAUAGGAGCAAAAGAUAGAUUACUUUAUUUUUCUACUAAGACUGAAAAUGGUGAAUUACCAUUAGAUUUACUAUAUAAUUAAGAAUUUAAAGGGAAUGCUAUAUUAGAUGAAAUGGAUAGAACUAAUAAAAUGUUGGAAUAAAGAAUUAAUAAUGUGAAAAUUAAGAAAAUUAGAGUAGAUUUUAAGAAAAAUGAGAUAGAAAAGUGUUUCGAAUCUAUGUGUGCAUUAACAUUGUAAACUAAUCAUAAUGAAACAAAUCAUGUAGAAAAUAGUUUUAGUAAAUUUGAUUAAGAAGAACCUUUACUUUUAAGAGAUAAUUCUGUAGCUGAUUGGACAGAUAAUGAAGAUAAUUUGAUUUCUUAAGUUAAUCAUGUAGUAUCAAAUUCAAUGCAUGAAUUAAAAUAGACAUCAUAAUUAUAAUAAGCUAAAAGUCCUGUUAGAACAGAACCAUCUAUUCAUAGUUUGUAAUCAACAACUCCUUUGAAAUAGUUAAAAUAAAAGAGUCCUAGUAAAGAUGCUACUUAUAAUUCAUCUUUAUAACCACCUCCUCCUGUUUCUUUGUUGAGAUAAGGGAUAUCUCCUACACCUAAAUUACAAGAUAAAAGAAAGAAGACUUUUAAAAUUAAUGAUAAAUUUGAACCUAUCAUGCAGGCUUUUCGAAAUGAUAAUUUAGAAAUUGUAGAUUUAUCUAAUGCAGGUAAGAUAUAAUUUUUUAUUAUUUAAGAAUUGGGAGAUGAGGGUUGUAAUAUUAUUGCAGAAUAAUUGAAAAUAUGUAAAAAAGUUAAAUAAUUGAAAUUAGCAAGAAAUAAGAUUAGUGAUGAUGGUGCUAAUAUUAUAUUAUAGGCUUUAACUUAGAAUGCAAAUAUAACAUCUUUACAUCUUUCUUCAAAUUUGAUUUCAGAAAGAAUACUUGAUAUCAUUCUUAAUAUAAUUAAGAUUGGACAACUACCAAAAAAUAUUUAUUUAUCACAGACUCUAAUUAAUGCUACAAAAGCUAAAAAAAGAAUUGAAGAAUUAAAGAAAUUAGGAUAUAUAGUGAAUAUUUGA
Paramecium pentaurelia is the source of this 1800-nucleotide messenger RNA. NCBI's taxonomy places the organism in Eukaryota, Ciliophora, Oligohymenophorea, Peniculida, Parameciidae. The record is from the annotation of a GenBank genome assembly.